Paramecium pentaurelia is the source of this 699-nucleotide messenger RNA. Lineage: Eukaryota; Ciliophora; Oligohymenophorea; Peniculida; Parameciidae. The record is from the annotation of a GenBank genome assembly.
AUGUAAAUAUAAAAUAAAACUGAAUCAAAUAUAUCCUCUGAAGAUGAUAUCUUAGAAAUUAUCUAAACUAUUCUAAACAUUAAAUAAUAAUAAAAUCAAAUGAAUUUUCUAGAUAAUUCUUAAGAUUAAUUAUAAAAAUAAACAGAAUAAAUAUUAAUUCCAUAAAGAUUUAGAUUUAAGACUAGUCAUAAUCUUGGUGAAAUUAAAUAAAGAAAACUUUCAUAAUAUACAGAAAAAUCAGAAAUUGAUGAAAUAAAGGAUAAUCAAUCAAAUGAUAAUGAAUAUCUUUAGGAUUUAAUAUAAAUAUCUCCUAAAAAGCCUUGGCAUUUUAAAUCAGUUAUAAUUGAUAGCAGUAAAAAUUCAGAAAAGAAGAUGGAAUAUUUAAGUGAAUAAUAGAUUAAAUCAUAAAAUUAAAAAUCAUUAGCAUCAAUAUCUUCUAAUGCAAGUUUUUAAGAUUUAGGAAUUGUAACUUUAAAAGAAGAAUUGCAAACAGUCUAUUCUUACGAUUAAAUAUAAGAAGAUAAAAAAGAAGCCUCAAUUUAUUGUUUUGAUACUAAAGAGAAAAAUCAAACUAAUCCAUCUAUCUCUUAAAAUACUAAAAAUAUUUAUUAUGAUAAAAAUAGACUAAAUUUUGAGAUUAUUAGUUUAAUUUUAAUUACAAUAGGAGUUGGUGGAUGGGUAUAUCAAAGAUCAAAAUGA